Messenger RNA from Sorghum bicolor (sorghum), 1069 nucleotides. RefSeq names its product probable carboxylesterase Os04g0669500. Gene Ontology annotation, cellular component: cytoplasm. The coding region runs from base 38 to 832 and encodes 264 amino acids. The record is from RefSeq and is a predicted model, not a curated record. Gene Ontology annotation, biological process: protein depalmitoylation. Lineage: Eukaryota; Viridiplantae; Streptophyta; Magnoliopsida; Poales; Poaceae. Gene Ontology annotation, molecular function: palmitoyl-(protein) hydrolase activity; carboxylic ester hydrolase activity. The transcript is spliced from 6 exons.
UCAGCGACGCAUUUCGGGCCGGCUCGGCCCAUGACCCAUGAGUAGCCUGGUCCGCUUCCUCUUCACCCUCGCCGCGGCCAUCGCCGCAGCCUCGCUCCUCGUCGCCUCCCUCCGCCGCCGCGCGCCGCCUCCCGGGCUUCCCGCAAAGCUCAUCCCCUCCUCCCACAUGGCGGGACGCAACCGGAGCUUCGUACUGUGGCUGCACGGCCUCGGCGAUUCUGGCCCAGCCAACGAGCCCAUCCGCAACCUCUUCUCUGCCCCGGAGUUCCGGCUCGCCAAGUGGUCGUUCCCCUCCGCCCCCCGCGCCCCCGUCUCCUGCAACAAUGGUUUUGUCAUGCCGUCGUGGUUCGAUAUCCACGAGCUUCCCAUGAGCGCUGGGUCCCCGCAAGAUGAGGCUGGGGUUCUCAAGGCUGUGGAAAAGGUGCACGCCAUGAUAGACAGGGAAGUAGCCGAUGGCAUCCACCCUGAGAACAUAUUUGUUUGUGGAUUUAGCCAAGGAGGUGCUCUGACAUUAGCUAGCGUAUUACUUUAUCCGAAAAAGUUAGGUGGAGGAGCAGUGUUCAGCGGUUGGGUGCCUUUCGGUUCAUCAGUCACCGAGAAGAUUUCACCUGAAGCGAGGAAGACCCCAUUUCUUUGGUCACAUGGAAUGGCUGACAAAGUAGUAUUGUUUGAAGCUGGUCAAGCUGGUCCACCAUUUUUGCAAAGUGCGGGUGUUAACUGUGAAUUCAAGGCAUAUCCAGAUCUGGGCCAUUCCCUUUCCAAAGAAGAGCUACUUUAUCUCGAGUCAUGGAUCAAGAGUCGUCUAAAUGCCUCUCAAGAAAAGGACGGUUAACUGAUACCAUCAUGCUUUAUAAGUUGCAUUUAGUAUUUUUUAUAUGAGACACAGAUCAAUUUGGCUACUGAUAGAUGGACCGAUGGGACUUGGGAGUACUCAGUUACUGGUCUUGGAAUUUGUUGUGUUUGCAUUUGCAUUUGAGCGUUGUGUUAUAAAAUAGUAAAUAAAUAAUCCAUGUUCCUCUAAUUUACUGUAUCUGUUGUUACCAUCAAUCAGUGUCUCCCAUUAUCGUUA